Molecule: messenger RNA, 822 nt
Organism: Trametes versicolor FP-101664 SS1
Lineage: Eukaryota; Fungi; Basidiomycota; Agaricomycetes; Polyporales; Polyporaceae
Product: CBD9-like protein
Exons: 6
Coding region: 1-822 (273 amino acids)
Biological process (GO): carbohydrate metabolic process
Cellular component (GO): extracellular region
Molecular function (GO): cellulose binding
Source: RefSeq, a predicted model, not a curated record
AUGACCCUAAAAACUGCUCUCGCACUUGCGCUUGCUGCCUCGUCGUUCGUGUCUGCUCAGGUCGCUUCAUCGUACUGCGAUGCUGCAAGCGGAUUCUGCUUCCAAGGGAUUCAUGACGCCACACUGGACAUGACCAUCGGUGUUAUCUUGCCUCCCGACGCGACACCUGCGUCUACCGAGUACAUCGUGAACUUCGUCGUCCCCGCCUCGUUUGGCUGGAGCGGCAUCAGCAUGGGAGGCCAGAUGUCUAACAGCCUUCUGUUCACCAUGUGGCCCAACGGCAAUGAGAUCAUGCUUGGGUCGCGUUGGGCAGACGACUACGUCCUCCCUACCGCCUACGCGGGUCCGAAGAUCACACUUCUCCCGCCCUCCAAGAUCAACAGCACGCACGUCAACGCCGUCUUCCGCUGCCAGAACUGCACCGCUUGGGACGGCGGCUCUCUCGGCUCAGAGAACUUGGACGGCACCGCGGUCCUCGCCUACGUCGCGUCCACGAAGACGCCGGUCGAAGACCCCUCGGACAUCGAUUCCAGCUUCACGGAGCACGACCAGUUCGCGUUCUUCGGUGUUGACCUGAGCCAAUCACACUCGUCUUCCUACAGCAAGUACAUCGGUGGUGGAGCCUCGCCCACUACCACUCCGGCGGCACCUCCCACUUCUACCGUCCCGCCUUCGACCACCAGUGGCGCACCUGGAGCCCUUCAAACCGCGUAUGGGCAAUGCGGCGGAACUGGCUUCACCGGUCCUACCGCCUGCGUCGCAGGCUUCACUUGUGUCGCUGUCUCAGCCCCAUACUACAGCCAGUGCCAGCCUUCUCAUUAG